GUUGGCACGGUACGGCACGGACUGGAGCGGAUACGGGAUGCGAGGAGAAGACAUCAGAUCAUGAGAGAAAGUGGAGCCGGACGCACUGAGCUGCAGCGAUAAGACAAAAUGAAGGCACCUAUGCGUCAUGGGGUCGCCCUGCUGCUCGUGCUGCUCCUGUUUGCCAGCUCGUUCCUCGUGUACAACAACAGCUUCACCGGCAUUUCCCGGGACUCUAACGACACUCACAUCCGACAGCAUGAACAUCUGCGGCGGCCCACCGAAGCUCCCGCCCGGGUGACCAAGCCUCAUCCCCCGGCCCUGCAGGGAUACAUCGGUAUCAUCGACCAUAAGCCUCUCAGGAAGCACUGUCAGACCUGCUCCCUGGUGACCAGCUCAGGCCACCUCAUCGGAGGGGGACGGGGUGAAGAGAUCGACCAGGCCGAGUGCGUCAUCCGCAUGAACGAUGCCCCCACCGCCAGAGGCUACGGUCACGACGUGGGCCGCCGCACCUCUCUACGUGUCAUCGCUCAUUCCAGCAUGCAGAGGGUCCUGAGGAGCCGCCACGAGCUGCUCAACGCCAGCCAGGACACUGUGUUCAUCUUCUGGGGGCCCAGCAGCUACAUGAGGCGUGAUGGGAAGGGUCUGAUCUACAACAACCUGAGGCUGAUGAACCAGGUGCUACCCAAACUCCGAGUCUACAUCAUCUCACUGCAGAAGAUGCUGCAGUUUGACGAUCUCUUCAAGAAAGAGACGGGGAAGGACAGGAGGAUAUCAAACUCGUGGCUGAGCACCGGCUGGUUCACUAUGACCAUCGCCCUGGAGCUGUGCGAUAGGAUCAAUGUCUACGGCAUGGUCGCCCCUGACUUCUGCAGGGGGCGUCAGCACCAAUCCGUUCCCUACCACUACUAUGAGCCCCGUGGCCCGGACGAGUGUGCUAUGUACAUUUCUCACGAGCGUGGACGGAGGGGCAGCCAUCACCGCUUCAUCACAGAGAAGAGGGUGUUUGCAAACUGGGCACGGACUUUUGACAUCCACUUUUACCAGCCGGACUGGAGCCCACCGCCUCUCCCGGCCAACCGGUCGCUGGAGGGGGACGUCACAGCUGCACACGUGGUACCCAAGAAGACGUGACGGGAGUCGAGUUUAAGAAAUACUUUAAAAGGGGAACUAAUGUAGUAGAACUCUGCAAUUUCAGGAGCCUAAACUGAACAGAUAAAGCUGAGGUAGAAGAUAACCUCAGGUGAAGGCUGGGUUUUUUUGAUCUUGCUGGACUUUUGUUGCCAACAGCUCUCCGUCGCUGCAGCUCCUGCUGAGGAGGUGAAGAAGUUCAAAGUUAUACAUCUGUUUUAUAAGAAAAGCCUCAUAAAGUGAGGUUAUACAAGGAGGCAACGUUAGUCACACUAUCAAUGCAUGCGUUCACUGCAGAGCCUCGUCGUCUUUGUGCAUUCAUACUGUAUGUAUGUCGACUAAAAUGAUAACAGAGGAUACAAACUUCAGUCUGGGCUUCAUAUAAAGCCUCUCUUUGGCUGUGUAAUAUGCAGGAUCUACUGCUUACAGUUCAGUGAAAGAAAAUACCAUUACAAUACCCAUAAUCUAACAGCAUAGAGCUGGAGACAGUGUCAGUGGAAUACUAAUUAAACUGAAGCUUCGGUCAAAUCUGGCUUUUAGAAAGGGUGAAUUAUCCCUGUUCAGGAUUUAGUUCUCCUGCUGCCUUCAGUUAUUGAACAGGUCAGGUUGGAUGAGAUUCAUUCGACCCCUGAAGGCCUUCAAAGCAGAUAUUCACUUCCCUUACUUUUAUUAAUGCUGCCUUCCAGAUGUGUGCGUUGUAAAGUGUCCAACUUUAAAAUCUAGAACUUCUUGUUUGAAUGACAAGAGUGUAACCUCGCAGAAGGUUUAAUCUUGGCCCCAUGCGGAUAUAUCAUAAGGCUUUGUUGGCGCCUGUCACUAGUUAAUAGUGCGAUUUAUACAGCUACAAGUCGGAUUUCCAUGUAAAUGCACAGCUAAGUCACAAAAGACAAGUGGGAGAUUAAGAUGGAGAGCAGGGAUGCAGCGGCGGCAUCCAUCCUACUAUAUUCAUCCGCUGCUACCGCCGUGAGCCUGAAUCACCUCGAGGGAGAAUUACACCCUUUUUUUUCCUUUGGUUAAACUGAUGAGUAUGUGAUCUGUCACUCCUCUCGUCUCCAGCUCCCAAUCGUGUUUUAUGUGCACUCUCUGCUCAUUUGAUGUAGUGGAAGCUACUUGUAGGCUGCCCCGUCUUCACUCCCAGAGAUCCUCUAUUUUCUCCUCCAUGAAUAAAAAUCAGGUCUGGGGGGAAGCGAUGCCACGUGUGGUUAUCUUAAUGAUACAUCCUGGUGCUAAGUCCUUAUUGAUUUGCCCUCAUCGCUGUAAUGUGAGUAAUGAGAGAAUAGAUGCCGCGGGUCAGAUACAUAGGUGCUCACACCUCCAGGACGGGAUUCACAUCAUGUUUCCUCAGACGAGACGAGGAAACGAUUGCUUUUCAUACAUCAUGCACAGACGCAGCUGCUGCUUUUCUCUACGUUGCCCGGAUCGCCUGCUGCUGACUUGCAAAGUCCACCAUAAUUUAUUUUGUAGGAAUGUGUUCUCCAUGGCUAAAAGGUGUGCAGAAUGAUCUAUAAAAGGAGGCUGAUAAGUAUUUAAACAUUUCAGAUAUUUGCCUUGUACCUGAAUCUUUAAUGAUGUUAAAGAGAGUUUCUUCUAAAUAUUUCUUUCAUUUAUUUAACUCAAGAAAAAGAUAGUCCUCAAAGGCUAAGCUGAAAUUUUCAGAAUGCUUGUGUUGUAAAGACAUGAGUAAAAUUCCUGAAAUUCUUCUAUUUACAGUGACAUUGAGCAAAGGAAAGCAGUAAAUUACCGCAAAGUCGGAUAUUUGUAAAAUUCGCUUUUCAAAUAACGUAUUAGUUUCACAUUUUGAAGAAGUUAGUCCCUCUCUUGCAGAGAUUAAAUGCAAUGUGUCAUGUCUGCACAGUGAACUGUAGUUAGAGGUAAGGCUGCUCGAUUAUGGCAUAAUUUUUUUUUUUUUUUAAAGAUAUAUUUUUGGGCUUUUUAACACUUUAUUUGUAGUGCAUAACAGUGGAUACAGUGAUGAGAGAGUGAAGGAAAGUAGCCAUAGGCUGGACUUGAACCUGGACUGCCUGUGUACAUGGGAUGUGCCUUAAAACCACUGGGCCAGGGUUAUUAAAUUACAAAUUCAACUGAGCCAAAUUUUAAAAUCAAGAAAUGUAGCCGGGUCAGCCA
This is a messenger RNA of Cheilinus undulatus (humphead wrasse), 3234 nucleotides long. RefSeq names its product ST6 (alpha-N-acetyl-neuraminyl-2,3-beta-galactosyl-1,3)-N-acetylgalactosaminide alpha-2,6-sialyltransferase 5a (gene st6galnac5a). The record is from RefSeq and is a predicted model, not a curated record. Gene Ontology annotation, molecular function: alpha-N-acetylgalactosaminide alpha-2,6-sialyltransferase activity. Gene Ontology annotation, biological process: oligosaccharide metabolic process; ganglioside biosynthetic process. Bases 109 to 1113 code for a protein of 334 amino acids. Lineage: Eukaryota; Metazoa; Chordata; Actinopteri; Labriformes; Labridae. The transcript is spliced from 5 exons.